UAUUAUUAUUAGUGCCAGCAAAGAAACAGCAGUAGCAGGAGGAGGAGGAGUAUAUAACGCACAACACCAAACAAAACAUAGAGAACGCCCCAAAGCGCUGCUGAAUUCGAAACUGAAAUAUUAACAAUGGCCGCAACCACAUUCCCCUCCGACGAUAUCGACAACCUCCGCUCGCCGUUGCUUCCGCCGAAGAAGAAGCCGCCGACGGAGAAGCUCUGCAUCGACGACAUGCUGCGGAAGCACUGUGGCGAGUUCGGCCGGUGGCAGCUCAAGCACUUCAUCCUCACCAGCCUCGCGUGGGCUCUCGAGGCCUUCCACACCAUGGUCAUGAUCUUCGCGGACCGCGAACCGGACUGGAGAUGCGUCUCCGGCUCCGUCUGCGACGACAGCGGAGGCGGCGGUGUCUGCGGCCUCUCGCCGGAGUCGUGGGAGUGGGUCGGCGGCCGCGGUGGCUCCACCUUGUCCGAUUGGAGUUUGAUUUGCGGAAAUAAGUUUAAGGUCGGAUUGGUUCAGGCAGUUUUCUUCGCUGGCUGCAUGAUUGGUGCUGGAAUAUUUGGCCACCUCUCAGACUCCUCAUUAGGAAGGAAAGGCUCUCUCACAGUGGUUUGUGCCAUGAACACCAUCUUUGGCUUCUUAACAGCUCUGUCCCCUAACUACUGGAUCUACGUCCUCCUCCGCCUCCUCACCGGCCUCAGCAGCGGUGGCGUCGGCCUCACCGCCUUUGUUCUUGCUACCGAACCAAUUGGCCCAACGAAGCGCGGUGCAGCGGGUAUGUCCAGCUUCUACUUCUUCUCCGGCGGCAUUGCACUUCUCUCCGGCGUCGCCUACAUCUUCCAAACAUGGCGCUAUCUCUACAUAGCCUCCUCCAUCCCCUCCUUCCUCUACAUCAUCCUCGUCCUUCCUUUCAUAUCCGAGUCCCCAAGAUGGUACCUCGUUCGCGGCAACGUAACGGAAGCCAUGAAACUCAUGUCCACCAUUGCUUCUUCCAAUGGUAAACACCUUCCCGAUGGUGUUCUCCUUGCACUUGACGACGAAACAUCGUCCACAAUAAACCAAGGUUCAGGCUAUGACAUAACAACAAUGAUGACUUACAAAAACGAAAACAAGGAUGCACUCGUUGGAUCCAUCAUAGACGUGGUUCGUUCCCCCAUCACUCGUAUGAGGUUGUUCAUUGCGGUGGCUCUUAAUUUUUUAGGUUCUGUGGUCUACUAUGGGCUUAGUUUAAACGUCAUGAACCUCGAAACCAACCUCUACUUGAACGUGAUGCUGAACUCGGUGGCGGAGAUGCCGGCCUUUACGAUAACGGCGGUGCUUCUGGACCGGUUCGGACGGAAGCCGUUGACGGUGGCGACAAUGUGGUUCAGCGGGUUCUUUUGCUUGAUGGGGAGUUUGGUGGGCAAUGUUGGGGUGUGGAAGAUGGUGAGAAUGGUGUGUGGUGUUUUGGGGAUAUUUGGGAUGGCGGGGACUUAUAAUUUGCUGUUUAUUUACACGGCGGAGCUGUUUCCGACGGUGGUGAGGAACGCGGCGCUCGGGUGUACAACUCAGGCGUCGCAAAUGGGAGCCAUAUUGGCGCCGUUUGUGGUCGUUUUGGGAGGGUGGUUGCCGUUUGCGGUGUUUGCAGCAUGUGGGAUAGUGGGAGGGAUGUUUGCGUUUAAUCUUCCAGAGACUCUAAACCAACCCCUCUAUGAUACAUUCGGUGGAAUGGAAGCUGGACUUGCUUGAUAUAUUGUAGCAGUUGGGAAUAAUCAUGUAUCUCUAAUAUCCAUUACAUGUAAUCGAUUUUAAUUUUAAAAAUAAAGCAUUGUUAUUUUGUUAUUAUUU
Molecule: messenger RNA, 1821 nt
Organism: Glycine soja
Lineage: Eukaryota; Viridiplantae; Streptophyta; Magnoliopsida; Fabales; Fabaceae
Product: organic cation/carnitine transporter 4-like
Exons: 3
Coding region: 127-1722 (531 amino acids)
Biological process (GO): transmembrane transport
Cellular component (GO): membrane
Molecular function (GO): transmembrane transporter activity
Source: RefSeq, a predicted model, not a curated record